Melozone crissalis (California towhee) is the source of this 2973-nucleotide messenger RNA. It is a transcript of the gene MGARP, whose product is annotated as mitochondria localized glutamic acid rich protein. Gene Ontology annotation, biological process: anterograde axonal transport. The transcript is spliced from 6 exons. The record is from RefSeq and is a predicted model, not a curated record. The coding region runs from base 77 to 697 and encodes 206 amino acids. Lineage: Eukaryota; Metazoa; Chordata; Aves; Passeriformes; Passerellidae. Gene Ontology annotation, cellular component: mitochondrial outer membrane; mitochondrion.
CGAGGCGGGACCGGGCUCUGCCGCCGCAUCCCCGCCGCACCGGCAGCGCAGAGCCGGCUCCGUUCUGCUCGCCACCAUGUCCCUGUGCAGGGCCGCCUCGCAGGCGCUGGCCGCCCGCCUGAGCAGGGCUCCCGCCGCCGCCAGCCGCCUCAAGCAGCGUGCGCCUCCUCGCCAGAUGUCAUCUGGGAGCGUUCCUGGCUCUUCUAGAGACAGCAUGAUGAUCUAUCUCCUUGCUGGUGUUGCUGCUUUUGGUGGUUUAUUUUAUGCCUACAGAGUAGUCAGUUCACCCCGCAGCAAGUUUGUUGAAGAUGCAAAUAUUCUUCGUGACAGAGCCGAGGAGCAGAAAAGCAAUCCUUGGUCAAGAAAGGAAGGUGAUGCAGAAGAGGUGGAUGAGGUCACUGGAGCAGAGAAGGCCACGGAAGAGGCUGAGGCAGCAGCUGCUGUGGAACCUGCAGCACAGGAGGAGAGUGCUGGACCCACAGCACAGGAUGAGAGUUCUGGGGUGCCCCCAGAAGCUGGAGGGGAGAAUGACUUGCUGGCUCCAGAGGAAUCCCAUGCUGUGGAGGAGGCACAGCAGGAAGCUGCUGCUAAUUCAGAAGCUGAUGCUAAUUUGGAACUUGCUGAUAAUUCAGAAGCUGCUGCAGUUCAAGCUUCUGAUGAGGAGAAGACAACUGAAGAGGUUGCUAAAGAGCCCUAAAGUAAGCAGUGUGGACACCUUUGGAAAGUUUAAUGCAAAUAUUUGUGGCAAUCAACCAGCUGAUUCCUGUGUGAAACCUCAUCAUACUCUUCCUUGGAGACAUCAAAGAAACUGUGCAGUUUGUCCUACCACACACUGGCCAUUCUGGCCAGUAUUAUCCAGUGCUGCAAGAGAUGACUUGUGCUGCCUAGAGAAACGCUUCUGUGACUAACAACUCUGCUGUAGAGAGUAGCAUCCAGCCAAACCACUCAGCAUGCCCUAAAUACCUGUGCUAAGAGAAGCAGUAUGAUGCCAGAUGAACUCCUUCUAUGUCAUUGCUGUCCCGAUGUGUACAUUGAUUUCUUCCUUUUGGCCCAAACUGUUGUGCGUAGUUAUACAUUUGUAACAUCCCAUGCUAAAAUGUAAGCAAAAGGUUAAGCCAAAAUAUUAUAAAAGUACCUGUUAGCAUUUCUAAAUUAGAUCACAGGGAAAAUAACGUGUUUGCUCCUGAGUUUGGAUUUGUGAUUGUGAGCAUAGGACAUCUGGUUCCACAUGACCUCAUUUUCCCCCUGCAUAAACAUUUCAGAUGCUACCACUCCUUGCACAGUAACAUCCAGGAGUAAACCCAUUGCAGCCAUCACAGAAUGGCAAUGGUUCUAAAUCAGAGCCAAAUAAGCCAAAUAGUACAUUAUGUACUAUUUGUACAGGAAGUGUGUUUCACAAGGUGUGUCUGACUCUUCUCUUCAAGCAGAAGUUUGGAAAAUGUUGAAAGAGAAACAACAGCAUCCUCCUACACAUGGCACAAAGCAACCCAUGCUCCUUCCCCCAUCCUAAAGCAAAUUACAACAGUGUUCCAACAGAGAUAUAGCCUAUUGCUCCUGGAUCUACUUAGGAAUAACUGGAAUAAUGCAGAUGCAAAAGCAGGCUCCCAAGCUUCAAGAAGACAAACCACAGCCUUCUGCUUGAAGGAUAAGGCCUCUGUGAUUAAAAGCAAUUUGUGUAGACCAAGCUACUGGAAUAAAAAUCUUAGACUGAUAUUUUGUUGGACAAGAGUCUAUGUUUGUCUUGUGGAUUAAAAAUGCUGUGAUGGAUGUAUGCACUUAAAUGUUCUAUUUAUUCAUUUUCACUAAUUCCUAGUAAAAGAAGCUGUUUUAACUGGAUCUAACAGUAGGGUUUCUGGUAAAAUGUAAGCUUUUCUGAAUGGCUCUUUAUCUCUGGAACUGCUCUGGUACAUGGCAAAGUAUGUCAGCCCUCUGAACAGCUGCCUGAAUGACUGAUUCGCAACCUAUGGUUUCCAAAGCUUUUCGUCCUUUCCAUUUCAAAAAACGGUGAGAGUCCCAAAACAGCCUGUCCAAGCUUUAUGCCAGAGUUCUUCUUUUUUUACUUUUGUUUUGUUUAGGUUUUUUUUUAAUUAAAAAAAAAAAAAAAAAGACGUGCAGCACAGCAUGGUCUGCUUCAGCACUUGAAUAUUUUAGAGUAACAACAGUGAUAUUUUGCAAUUUGCAGAGGUCUGGCCAUUGUUUAUUCAGCCUUGCUAGUAUGGAGUCUGAAUAACACAUGAAUUAAAAUUUUUCUGUCCUUCAAUUCCAAAAAGUGAAUUUUUGGGUUGCUACACAAAGGCUGUGACGAACCAUGGAAAAUUUUGAAAUAUAUUGUUGAAAUGGAUCAUAAAGGAGAGUAAUGCCACAGCAGAGAACAGACACCAUGCAAGACUAAAGGACAGGAGAUUGGGGGAAAGGUUUGGUCUUGACAAUACACUUCAUAGGCCACAGCAAAGCUUGAGAUUCCAGAAUUUGUCCAAACAGCACGUUGCUCCUUUGCUGUCAGGAACUAUCUGUGAGAACAGCUGGCAAGGAUUUUCACCUCCCUUUAGUGCCAGUGAGCCCCUCUAGUUCACCUCUCUGAAAGCAUGAACUACAGGUAAUUAAACAGUGUGUUGAAACAGCAUGGUUUGUGUGGAGAGUUUUUGUGCAGACGUGGCUUGAGGAAAAAGGCCAUGAUCAUAUACAGUUGGUUAAGCAGUAAAAAGCAGCUGUAAGCAGUAAGUUCUCAGCCCUUUCCUUACGAGAAAAACAACAACACUGCGUCCUUGAGCAAAUAACAAGAAAAACACGGUGAAAAACAUGGUGCCCUUGAAUGUAGUCAACAGCAGGAUGUAAAAAUAAGUAUUAGCCUCAACAAGAAAACCACAAGUAUUUUGAGAAUGUAGCCACAAAGGAGGGGUUGACAUGUAAUCUAUAACCAAUGAUGAGCUUAGCUUUUGCAAUAUGUCUGAGCUUAAUUAACACUACUAUAAA